Messenger RNA from Miniopterus natalensis, 551 nucleotides. RefSeq names its product immediate early response 3 (gene IER3). NCBI's taxonomy places the organism in Eukaryota, Metazoa, Chordata, Mammalia, Chiroptera, Miniopteridae. Gene Ontology annotation, biological process: DNA damage response; negative regulation of apoptotic process. Gene Ontology annotation, cellular component: nucleus. The record is from RefSeq and is a predicted model, not a curated record.
CCAUGUGUCACUCCCGCAGCUCCCUGCCCGCCAUGCCCGUCCUGCGGGCCCCGACCCCGGUGCCCUCCACCAGCCCGGGGCCCCGGCGGGGCUCGGGUCCUGAGGUCUUCACGUUCGACCCUCUCCCGGAGCCGGCGGUGGCCCCCGCCGCGCGCCCCAGCGCCUCCCGCGGGCACCGAAAGCGCAGCCGUAGGGUCCUCUACCCGCAGGUGGUCCGGCGCCAGCUGCCUGCUGAGGAUCCGAAUCCUGCCAAACGGCUCCUCUUCCUCCUGCUCGCCAUCGUCUUCUGCCAGGUCCUGGUGGCUGAAGAAGGGGCGCCGGCGCCCCUGACCCCGGAGGACGCCCCCAGCGCGGCGCCCCCCGCGCCCACCCCUGCGCCCUCAGCCCUCGAGCCCCUUAACCUGACGGCGGAGCCGUCGGACUACGCUCUGGACCUCAGCACUUUUCUCCAGCGACACCCGGCCUCCCUCUAACCGUGACUCCCCACCCCCAGCAGAGCCUGAAAAGGCAAAGGAACCCCGGGCGUAUCGGGGUGUGAGAGCGCACCCCAA